This is a messenger RNA of Rhagoletis zephyria (snowberry fruit fly), 889 nucleotides long. RefSeq lists its product as uncharacterized. NCBI's taxonomy places the organism in Eukaryota, Metazoa, Arthropoda, Insecta, Diptera, Tephritidae. The record is from RefSeq and is a predicted model, not a curated record.
UGUCAAUAACAUGUCAAUUUAAUUUUCUUAAUUGACUGCCGGCGUCGUGAAUUUAUAAAUUUUUAAAAGUUAAAUAAAGAUGGAAAAUACUAAAAAAAACUAAAGCUACUUGGGUACCAGCAGCGGAUGACGCCUUUGUUGAUUUGUGGGAGGAAAAAGCAAGCGAACUGCGCGGUCUGCGAAAGAAUUCGCACAUAUAUGCGGAAAUGGCGCAGUCGCUGGCAGCUUUCGCGGCCGGAGUCCGCCCAAUUGAUGUUAAAUAUAAAAUUCAUAACUUUACUAUGAAAUAUAGAAAAUGCAAAGCAGGCCAAGGAACCGGGUGCUCUCCUGCUACAUGGAAGCAUUAUGAAAGGGUACACCGCAUAAUUGGUAACGACCGAAUAAAUAAUGUUGAUGCUGUCGUGGUGGAUAGUAUAACAGCUAUGCCGCCUACGUCGCCAAUUUCGCCGUCCCCUACAUUUUCGGCACCAUCGUCUCCAGCCCUCAGCGAAGUCUCCACACCUGCAACAAAAACAAAAAAUCAGAAAAUAAGCGAGUUGAACGAAACCAUUAAAACAGCCAUGGCAAAAAACAAUAAAUUAACUGCAGAGCUGAUUGAAAUUGAAAAGAAGAAGGUGGCUGCAAUCGAGAUAUUGUCCCAAAGCGUCGUUAGCUUCUUGGAGCGAAACUAAUUCCAAAUCGCUGUGCACUCAGUGUCUUCAUAUGUAUCAAGGUGUAUUUAACAAGGUGGUGUUGGGGCGACAGCUGAAUUUUUCGCUUUGAAAAGCAAUACAUACGUCAUAAUGAUGGGUUUUUUGUAAUUCAUACCAAUGGCAGUAUGAAUAUCUGCGUAUAAUUUGUUAGUGUAAUUUUUUAAUUAUAUACGGCUAACACCAGCUUGUUAAAUACG